AUCCUCUUGAAAGGGAGGGGUGCCUUCGAGAACGCGGACACAUGUGGUACAUGGAUGUCGUCAGCUCGUGCCGUAAGACUGCCGGUGAUAAGCCGGAUGAAGGUAAGGAUGACGUCAAGUCAUCAUGCCCCUUAUGCCCUGGGCGACACACGUGCUACAAUGGCCGGGACAAAGGGCCGCGAUCCCGCGAGGAGGAGCUAACCCCAAAAACCCGUCCUCAGUUCGGAUUGCAGGCUGCAACUCGCCUGCAUGAAGUCGGAAUCGCUAAUAAUCGCCGAUCAGCCAUACGGCAAUGAAUUCGUUCCCGGGCCUUAAAAAUACGUUGAGAGAGAAGGCCAGAGCUUACACUUUGACACAAGCAUAUUCGAACGCGAAGAAAGCAGAGCAGAGGCGACAACCACGGAUCUACGAGAUUUGAUACUCCAAUUGGGCAAAGUGAUCGGAUUAUCAAAGAUGAUAGUCUGUGUUGCAGUUGUCGGACACCAGAACAAUCCACUGUAUAUACAAAGUUUCACGGAAGCUGAUGACGCCCUAAAGCUUCAUCACAUAGUUCACUGCUCUCUUGACGUUGUUGACGAAAGAGUGAAUAAUCCCAAAAAAACUGGUCCUACAUUGAAUGAGACAUUUCUUGGUCUGCUUUACCCAACAGAGAAUUAUAAAGUGUAUGGUUAUUUGACAAACACUAAGGUGAAGUUCAUAUUAGUGACAACAGAUCUCGAUGUCCGUGAUGCAGAUGUAAGAAAUUUUUUCAGGAGAUUUCAUGCUGCAUAUGUUGAUGCUGUUUCAAACCCAUUUCAUGUCCCUGGUAAGAAAAUAACAUCCAGAAUAUUUGCAGAGAGCGUGAGCAAUAUUGUCAAAUCAUUUGGUUUGACAUCUGCUUGAUUAACAACACAAAGGAUCCUUUGUGACAACUAUGCAAUUUCCGUUUGGUUUUGUGUUGGUGUUCCAAUGUGUAUCAGAGUUUGGCACCCUGGAGGGUUUAUGCAUCUUUCAGAUCCUACUUCGUCUUUGACAUUUAUCUAUAGGCCCCGCCACCUCCACCCCACCCCCAAAUGCUCAAUUUCAGUGUAUGUUCAUUUCAAGCAUGUUUGUGUAGAUUUCUUUAGAAUUUCUACUAUGUGAAGUUGUGGAUUAUAUGGAUAAAAGAUGCUCAGAGGGAUUUCCAAAUAGCAUGCUUUACUUUGUUUCUCAUUGCCACUAUGUUUGGAUCAAGGAAUUAGGAAGGAAAAGAAAAGAAAAAGAAUUCUUUCCU
Molecule: messenger RNA, 1252 nt
Organism: Cuscuta campestris
Lineage: Eukaryota; Viridiplantae; Streptophyta; Magnoliopsida; Solanales; Convolvulaceae
Source: the annotation of a GenBank genome assembly